ACCUGUUGAUGCGAACGAUGAUUGUUGAAGCAGUUACAUGUUUCUCAGAAGCAAAAACAACAAAAAAUGGAAAUAUUGCGAGAAAACAGAUGGAAAGUAUAAUAGAACUUGGAGACGGAGAUGUGGAAAGAUGAGACGAAGAGAAAGGAAUCUGGAGAGAAGAGUUGAGGGAAACAACGCCGGAUACGAUCUGUUUGGAGACUUUGGACUGCAAAAACACUUGGAGGGAGAGAGAGAGAAAACUUACUAAAAUACAGAAUAAUGGA
This is a messenger RNA of Ilex paraguariensis (yerba mate), 266 nucleotides long. Lineage: Eukaryota; Viridiplantae; Streptophyta; Magnoliopsida; Aquifoliales; Aquifoliaceae. The record is from the annotation of a GenBank genome assembly.